UGCAAGCAGUUUCAUAUGACUCCGCAGCAAAAAGGCAACUACAAGCACCUCUCUGAAGAAGUUUUUUGGCUAUAGGUUAAAACAAAAUACAAAUGUCAACUUCCCCACCAACCUCUUGCGAUUGGAUGCUCCUGGUUGAACAGAAGAAUAUAAAUGUCCGAGUUACAACCAUGGAUGCAGAGCUGGAGUUUGCCAUUCUGCCCAGCACAACUGGGAAACAGCUUUUUGACCAGAUAGUGAAGACAAUCGGGCUGAGAGAAACAUGGUUCUUUGGCCUUCAGUAUAAGGACAGCAAAGGCUUCUCCACCUGGCUCAAGCUGAACAAGAGGGUGACAGCUCAAGAUGUGAAGCGGGACAACCCUCUGUUGAUCAAGUUCAGGGCCAAGUUUUACCCUGAGGAUGUCGCAGAAGAGCUGAUCCAAGAGGCAACGCAGCGGCUGUUUUUUCUGCAGGUAAAAGAGAGCAUCCUAAAUGAUGACAUAUACUGCCCACCCGAGACUGCAGUUCUUUUGGCCUCAUACGCAGUUCAGGUCAAACUCGGAGACUACAGGGACGAUAAUCACAUACCGGGAUAUCUCACAAAAGAGAAGUUGCUGCCACAGCGGGUUUUGGAGCAGCACAAGUUAAACAAGAGUCAGUGGGAGGAAAGAAUCCAGGUGUGGCAUAAAGAGCAUAAGGGAAUGCUCAGAGAAGAUGCAAUGUUGGAGUACCUGAAGAUAGCGCAGGAUCUGGAGAUGUAUGGUGUGAACUACUUCAGCAUCAAGAACAAGAAAGGCUCAGAGCUGUGGUUAGGGGUGGACGCACUGGGGCUGAACAUCUAUGACAAAAAGGACAAGCUGACUCCAAAGAUUGGCUUUCCCUGGAGUGAGAUCAGAAAUAUUUCCUUCAAUGACAAGAAAUUUGUCAUCAAGCCAAUUGACAGGAAAGCUCCGGAUUUUGUUUUUUACGUACCUCGUCUGCGCAUCAACAAACGCAUCCUGGCGCUGUGCAUGGGGAAUCAUGACCUGUACAUGCGCAGACGUAAGCCCGACACCAUUGAGGUGCAGCAGAUGAAGGCCCAAGCUCGUGAGGAGAAGAACAAGCGACAAAUGGAGAGGGCUCUGCUUGAGAGUGAGAAAAAAAAGCGAGAAAAUGCUGAGAAGGAAACAGAGAAGAUUGCUCGGGAGACCAUGGAGCUGAUGGAGAGAUUGAGACAGAUUGAGGAACAGACAAAGAGGGCUCAAGAUGAGCUGGAGGAGCAGACUCGUAGGGCGCUGGAGUUAGAGAAGGAAAGAAAAAUUGCUCAAGAGGAGGCUGAGCGCCUGGAGAAGGACCGCAGAGCUGCGGUCGAGGCUAAAGCAGCACUGCUGCACCACUCUGAGACCCAGAUCAAAAAUCAGGAAAGCCUGGCCACCGAGCUGGCAGAGCUUACCUCUAAGAUCUCCCUGCUGGAAGAUGCCAAGAAGAAAAAGGACGAGGAGGCGAGAAGAUGGCAGAAAAGGGCAACAAUGGUGGAAGCCGAUUUGGAGCAAACAAAAGAAGAGCUGAAGACUAAACUUGUGGGUGUCCACAUCCAGGAUUCGGUCCACCCUCACAUCCUCGACCAUGAUGAGACGGAUGAGAGCAGCGCAGAGGCGAGUGCUGAGCUGACCUCUCCAGGGAUGGUCCGAGAUCGCAGCGAGGAGGAAAGAGUCACAGAGGCCCAGAAGAACCAGAGACUACAGAAAAACCUCAAGUUCCUGAGCACCGAACUGGCUCGAACUGUAGACGAGAGCAAAAAGACCCCCAAUGACCUGAUCCACGCUGAGAAUGUGAAGGCGGGCCGCGACAAAUACAAGACCCUGCGUCAGAUUCGUCGGGGCAACACUAAGCAACGCAUUGAUGAGUUCGAGUCCAUGUGAGAGCGGCCUUCUGGCUCACUCAGGUUCAGAUAAAUUGGACACACAGAGAUUUUAGAAGUGUAGGGGAGGAUUAUCACAUCAGUAGUAAAUUAACCUGAAAAAGGUUUGAAUGCGACAACAAAUGAUAUUAUGUGCAUUUUUGUGUUUAAUGUUGACGAUUUCAUUAGUAAACAAGUCACUGAGAAUACAGAAGCUGUUCUAAUGUAUUUUUAAUUUCAUACGCACACAUUCUUGCUUCUCAAUCAGUCUGAUUACAUCCAGUUGCACAUCCAGCAUGUUGUUUUGAAAACCUUAUUAAUGUUGAUUAAUUGAAGCAGUGAUAUUAAAGGCAAAUGUUUUUAUUUCAACUAAAUAUGAAACCAUUUCUUCUUUAUCUCGGCAAUAAAGAAAAAAACAGAGAGACACGACUGGUGUGGGUUGGGUGCGUUUCUAUUUACAUAUAAGAUUAGAUGUAAACAUACAACAAAAGAAGUUAAGCAGUCGCUGGUGCUGCAGGGAUGUAACUAAAGGGGGAGGUUAGGUUGACAACCUUAAAUUUGAUCGGUCCAGGCUAUUAAAAACAUGGGCAGAAAUUAAGGGGGAGAAGUAGAGUUGGGAUAACCUUUUUGGUGGAAAUGCACCUUUUAUUUUUUUUCAAUUACAUUUUUGCGUUAUGAAAAAGUGCUCCCACUGUCUUUCAUUUCUUAACUCCUUUACUUUACUUUGC
Molecule: messenger RNA, 2586 nt
Organism: Archocentrus centrarchus (flier cichlid)
Lineage: Eukaryota; Metazoa; Chordata; Actinopteri; Cichliformes; Cichlidae
Product: moesin-like
Exons: 15
Coding region: 93-1880 (595 amino acids)
Cellular component (GO): cytoskeleton
Molecular function (GO): actin binding
Source: RefSeq, a predicted model, not a curated record